Bombina bombina (fire-bellied toad) is the source of this 927-nucleotide messenger RNA. Its product is annotated as olfactory receptor 1019-like. Gene Ontology annotation, biological process: G protein-coupled receptor signaling pathway. The transcript has a single exon. The coding region runs from base 1 to 927 and encodes 308 amino acids. Gene Ontology annotation, cellular component: membrane. Gene Ontology annotation, molecular function: G protein-coupled receptor activity; olfactory receptor activity. The record is from RefSeq and is a predicted model, not a curated record. NCBI's taxonomy places the organism in Eukaryota, Metazoa, Chordata, Amphibia, Anura, Bombinatoridae.
AUGGAGAUCUACAACAAAACAUCAGUAAUUGAAUUUGUUCUUCUUGGUUUCUAUGAUCAUCCAGAUCUACAGUUCAUCUUAUUUACAAUAUUCACAUCACUGUACAUAACAGCUCUGCUUACAAACUUACUCACUAUUGCUGUGGUCUCCCUGGCACCCCAGCUCCAUAGCCCAAUGUACAUCCUGCUGUGUAACAUGUCUCUACUGGAUAUAUCCUUCACUACUAUGGUUAUUCCUAAACUGCUGGACAUCUUUGUGACUGGAAAUCACACCAUAUCAUACUCUGGCUGUAUCACACAAAUAUUUUUCUUUGUUUUCCUAAUUGUGUCAGAAUAUUACAUUCUGGCUGUCAUGGCCUAUGACCGCUAUGUAGCCAUUUGUAUUCCAUUGCGGUACCAGCAACUCAUGAGCAACAGAGUGUGUUUGCUUUUGGCUUCUCUCUGCUGGUGUGUGGGUCUUCUAGAAGCUGUACUUUAUGCCAUAUUGAUUUCUCAGUGCCUGUUUUGUAAAUCAAAUCAAAUUAACCAUUUGUUCUGUGACAUAAAGCCCAUGAUUAAGCUUUCUUGCAGUGAUACUCGUCUCAUAGAGACAAUGAUCCAUGGUCCAAGUGCUUUUAUUGGCUUCAUCCCCUCAGUGCUCACACUGGUCUCCUACGCAUUUAUUAUUACCACAGUUAUGAAGAUCCCUUCUAGUAAAGGCCGGUACAAAACCUUUUCCACAUGCUCCUCACAUCUCACAGUUAUCAUUAUGUACUAUGGGACAAUUCUCUGCAUGUAUAUGAGACCAAAGUCGGCUUAUGCAAUAGACCAAGAUAAGUUUUUUGCCAUCUUAUAUACAGCAGUAAUUCCAGUGCUUAAUCCUCUAAUAUACACAUUGAGAAACCAGGAGGUCAAAGGAACUCUAUUCAAAAAAAGAGGAAAAACAUAA